Molecule: messenger RNA, 2809 nt
Organism: Pteropus alecto (black flying fox)
Lineage: Eukaryota; Metazoa; Chordata; Mammalia; Chiroptera; Pteropodidae
Gene: PBXIP1
Product: PBX homeobox interacting protein 1
Source: RefSeq, a predicted model, not a curated record
CAAACCGUGGUCACAUGACCGCCCUCUUUUCAGAGGCUGGGAAUCAGGGGAGGCAGCAACAAGUUCAGCUGCAGACCGAGGCGAGAGCUGGGCCAGGUGACACCACAGCAGCCUCGGGGACCUUGGCAACUAUGGCCUCCUGCCCAGACUCGGACAAUAGCUGGGUGCUCGCGGGCCCAGAGAGCCUGCCUGUGGAGACCCUGGGCCCGGAAUCCAGGGUGGGCCCGGAACUUCAGAGCGCGCCCCAGGCCCCUCGGAGCCCCUUCAAGGCAGAUAGUGAAGAAUUAGAUGGGACCUCGGAUGGCGCAGAGACCAUCUUCCCGAGUGGGAGCGCCCGGUCUGACGCCGUCCUGCCAGAAGAGGCUGAGGUCAAGGAUGUCCCCGACGAGGAUGGUCGUGGUGUGGCGUCCCCGGGCCUAGGAGACACAGCGGCCCAGGGAGACCUGGAGGAGACCCCCGUGCUUGCAGACCUGGCACCGGACACACAGGACCUGGAGGGCCAGAGCCCGCAACAGAGCCUGCCCUCAUCCGCCAGCGCAGCCUGGGCUGAGGGGCAGGCCCACUGCACCAGCAGCGAGGACGACACGGAUGUGGACGUGGAGGGGCUGAGGCGACGGCGGGCCCGGGACCCCAGCCCUCUGCAGCCUGAGGAGCUGGGCCUUUCCCUCAACAUGUGCCUCCUCGGGGCCCUGGUUCUGCUGGGCCUGGGGGUCCUUCUCCUCUCUGGUGGCCUCUCCGACUCCGACUCCGAGAGUGGGCCCGCUGAGGAAGUGGAACCGCGGGUCUCCCCAGAUGCCGUGCUGGGUGCUGGGAUGCUGGGCGCCGUGGGGGAUGGGCAGGAUGGCUUACGGCAGCAGCUGCAGGCCUCAGCGCUCCCUGACAGUGUCCCCGACCUGCAGAACAUGGCCCUUCUGCUGGACAAGCUGGCCAAGGAGAACCAGGACAUCCGGCUGCUGCAGGCCCAGCUGCAGGCCCAGAAGGAAGAGCUUCAGAGCCUGAUGCGCCAGCCCACGGGGCUGGAGGAGGAGAACGCCCAGCUCCGUGGGGCCGUGCAGCGCGGCCAGGCCUCCCAGCGGGCCCUGGAGGCCGAGCUGCAGCAGCUGCGGGCCCGGCUCCAGGGGCUGGAGGCCGACUGCGUCCGGGGCACAGACGGGGUGUGCCUCAGCUGGGGCAGAGGCCCGCAGGGUGGCAGGGUCACCAAGGAGGAAGGCCCCAGGGGGCAGGAGCCGGGACCUGGCUUCCCGCAGCAGAAGGGAGGGCUAGAGGCGGAGGUCCAGGCACUGAGGCACGCGUUGGAGAGGCAGCAGCGGCUGCUGGGGUCUGUGCAGGACCUGGAGCGGGGCGUGGGGGACGCAGGCCGCGGGGACCCAGCCCACACGGGCCUGGCCCAGAAGCUGCAGGGCCCGGAGGGCUGGGGCCAGCACCCUGGGCUCUCUGCCAAUGCGUCGGAGGCCUGGCAUCACGGGCUCCCCUUCCAGAGCUCCAGAGAGCGCGGCGGAAAGGAGAAGUGGGGGGCUGGGCGGGGGGCCCGGAAGGCUGAGCACUGGAAGCAGGAAAAGGAGGAAUCUGGCCGGGAAAGCAAGAAGAGCUGGGGGGGUGGGUGGGACAGGGAGCCAGCAGGGCGGUGGCGGGAGGGCAAGCCGAGGGCGGAGGAGUGGGGCAGCAAGAAGGAUGGUAGGCGGCGGGGCCCCGAGGAGCCCCCCAGGAAAAGCGGGAGCCCCCACCCCUCCAGAGAACGGCAGAAGCACCCGCGGGGGAAGGAGGGGGCUGAAGACGGGCACGGUCCCCUGCCACUCUGGGCAGAGCUGUCCAGGCACAAGUACCGGGCGCCCCAGGGCUGCUCAGGCGUGCUCGAGUGUGCCCGGCAGGAGGGCCUGGCGCUCUUCGGCGUGGAGCUGGCCCCGGUGCGGCGGCAGGAGCUGGCCUCUCUGCUGAGGACGUACCUGGCGCGGCUGCCCUGGGCCGGGCAGCUGACUGAGGAGCUGCCCCUCUCGCCUGCCUACUUCGGCGAGGAUGGCGUGUUUCGCCACGACCGCCUCCGCUUCCGGGACUUUGUGGAUGCCUUGGAGGACAGCCUGGAGGAGGUGGCCGUGAGACACACAGGUGACGAUGAUGAGGUGGAUGACUUCGAGGACUUCAUCUUCCGUCACUUCUUUGGAGACAAAGCCCUGAAGAAGAGGUCCCGGAAGAAGGACAAACACUUUGCGAGCCCCAGAGUUGUGGGACCCCGGGAGGAGCACAGCCACCACCUCAGGGGCUGAGGAGGCGGUUAUCUGACCCCUGGGGACUGUUGAACUGCCAUGUCUCCUGGCUUGGUCUCUGUCAUUGGAUGACCUUCACAGAGGAGAGCGAAACCACCCAGCUCUGCACCGUGCCACUUUUGCUAGAAAAGGCCUCAGCUGGGCCUGCCUUGCUGUCUAUGCAAAUGUAUGCAAAUGUAUGCAAUUAAUCAGGGCCAUGACCCUUGGCGGUCUGAUGGUGUCACUGCAGUAUAAAAGGGGCCCUGGUGUUUUGGGGGUGAGGGGCGGCAUUCCGAUUCUGAAGCCCAGCUUUCCGUGUGUGUGUGUGUGUGUGUGUGUGUGUGUCCAUCCCCAGGCUGGGCCAUUUCUGGGUACCCCCUGUUGUGCCCCCUGGGGUUUGAGAGAUGCUGGCCUGAGGCCUAGCUCAGGGCUGCCCCUGGGGCUGUGUUAGAUCCGCAGGCAGCUGUCCCCAGGGGGCGAAGUCCCCUUUCACCCUGGCUUCCCACGUGGCCUCACCUCCCGUUUGAGCUGCACACGCGGAUCCCAAUAAAAUGCUGUUGGAGCCGCGA